Messenger RNA from Haliotis rubra (blacklip abalone), 2406 nucleotides. RefSeq lists its product as uncharacterized. Lineage: Eukaryota; Metazoa; Mollusca; Gastropoda; Lepetellida; Haliotidae. The transcript has 3 exons. The record is from RefSeq and is a predicted model, not a curated record. Bases 666 to 1856 code for a protein of 396 amino acids.
GCCGUCAUGCGGUACGAAGCAUUUCUACACGAGACUCUUCGCCCGGGAAGUUUAGAUUUGUCUACGCACAAAACCAACUCGAGCUGCCAUCGGGUGAUUUAUUUGCCGUGUAAUCUGAGCUUCGAUGCCGAUGUGUGUAUGAGUUUGGUGAACGCCAGUUGUAUCUGGAAGGGCAGGAGUUUCCUACAAUAGAUUAUCACAACGCGUAAACCAACCCCUUGACAUUUUAGAUCACGCUGGGAGAAAAAUAGAGUUUUCUUUACACAAAUGCGACUUGGUCUUACUCCAUCAUUUACAACGGGAAGAGUUCCACCCACUUCAAAUCGCCUUUUAGCAGUUUCUGUUGACGGAUUUACGAGCAACAAUAAACCAGCAGACGAUUACUUUUUAUCCCAGGCCGCCAACUGAGCGAAGGAACUAAAUCAUUGUUAACAAGGCUGCAAAACGAUGGCACAUCCUUCCAGCACGAUUUAGCAGACGACAACUCGAGAAUCCCCGACCGGGUUGCGGAGCGCGCCAAACCGAGCGCGAAGCGUAAAUCAAAGCUAACGAGGAUAUAAUACCAGGGCCCUCAAGACACAGUUUCAACACUGCGUGAGCCGCCGUCAGAUAUACUGUUUAUUGAGCUGCAAGGUGGGACUUUGGCAAUUCUCUUGACACCAAGUAUGAGGGCCGGCGUGGCGGUAGCGAGCCUCUCACUCUUGUUGUGUGGGGGUGUGCUGUUGUCUUUCCUGACCCUUACUAAGGACACAGAAAGACUCAGAGAGGAAGCGGAUCUUGUGAGAGUUGUGAGAUCCCUAUCAGCGAUUCAGCAGAAGAAUGAGGCAGUGUUGUCCAGACUGGAGAAGGAAGCAUUGUCUGUUGUGACAGAAAGGUUCCCAUGGUUACCUAAAAACAACACAUUACCAAAUUAUUUUCUGAACAGUGGUUCUCAUACAGACAACUUUUACAAAUACAGAGAUGCAAAUAUAGCAUUUAUUCACUACCCCAGAGCAGGGGGAUACAGAGUUAUUGAAUGUUUAAGAGAAAUAUCUAUUAAGAAACAUAUCGCAAUGUCGCCACUUAUGACAAGUAAAAAUCGACUCCUGUGGGAACGUGGCGAGGACAAUUUGGAGAAAUUCCGACAUCGGUUGAAAUUUCAUUCUGGGAGAUACGUGUUUGGAGUCUGUGAAAAGGUGGACAGCCCUUGUUCCUACUUUCUUCUUCUCCGGGAGCCUAUGCAACAAGCGAUAUCUAGUUACGAAUAUUGCAAAGAGACUUAUGAGGACGAAAUAUGCCAGGGUUUUAAUGCCAAUAAGAUGACAUUACGAGAGUGGAUCUUAAACCAGGGAAGUGUCCUGUUUCAUCAGCUGAUGUUGAAUAUCAACUUCUGUGCCAGUGAUCGUACAUUUAACUUCAACUUUACUCUUCCUGAAGGUUUCCUGUUUGAAAAGAAAGAUAUGCCUUGUUGGAUGAAACAAAAAAUAUUCCUGGAUAAAUUAUCAUCCACCGAUUUGUCUCAUGCUGUGAACUACAUAAUCAGCCAUUUACAGAGUUGGUUUGCUGUCAUUGGAUUGCUGGAUGACCCACAAGGCUCACUGGAAGUGUUUGAAAAGGUUUACAAACUGCCAUUCACAAAAUGCAAACAUUUUGAUAGGAAGGAGACAUUAUCAGAGUCUCAUCAUGGCAGCUUUGAUAAUAGUGCCAACAGUGUUUACCAAAGACAGUCUGAUAUUUAUGAUGAAAAUGACCCUUACACACUAUCAGAUGAUGUGUAUGUGAGAAAGGCUUUAUCAGCUGACUAUAGAAUAUACAAAGCAGCUCUUAAGAUAUAUCAUAUGCAAAAACAAACAUUAUCAAACAGGAUAUGGAGAUGAGUUAUUUCAGGAUUUUUAUUGGCUCAGGACAAAGUGCUAAAUAUUCACAUAAUUACUUCAUAGUCCUACCAGUUUCUUCCCUAUGUGAGGACUGCUUUGUUUGCUUUGAGUUGGGUUUCUUUUUCACAGUCAGAAGCUAAAAGCACCUAUCAGUUAAAAAUAUUUAUCAAAUGAAAUGAGAUUUUUUUUUUCUUAUGCUAAAUAUUUACACUAUGAAGCUAAGGCUGAAAAAUUGAAAAUAUUAUUUCCUUGGCAAGUAAUUGUAAAACUCAUAUCCAUAUUUCAUGUCUUAGAAGAUGGUACCAAAGUUUCAGAAAAUUCAUUACUGUCAUAAUAAGCAAACAAUGACUUCAGGGGUUUUUCUAUUAUGGAUGAUGCCUGAUUGGUUGCACCCUCAAGAACAUGUUAGACAAUCUACGGAAAACCAUAAGGAAGCACUGAUACAGUAAUCCUCAAAUAAAAUUGUCUAUGAGCAAGAAACUGGUACGGAACAAUGUACAUACUGUGAUAAUUUAAAGUUUUCUUGUAUUAAAUUUGUUACAUAAUUCAA